Molecule: messenger RNA, 1404 nt
Organism: Saprolegnia parasitica CBS 223.65
Lineage: Eukaryota; Oomycota; Saprolegniomycetes; Saprolegniales; Saprolegniaceae
Exons: 13
Coding region: 1-1404 (467 amino acids)
Cellular component (GO): cytoplasm; nucleus
Molecular function (GO): protein binding
Source: RefSeq, a predicted model, not a curated record
AUGCAGGCGCUCCUCAGCUCUACCGCCAUGGCCGACACCGGUGCCCACAUGACUUGCGUUCGGUCGCUGCGAGCCACCGACAAGACCGACAUCGACCGGUCAUCGCUGGUGCACGCGCCCGUGGCCACCGAAGCGCCGUCGACAACGAGUCCGGCGCUGCAUAUUGCCAUGCGCAAGGGCUACACCGAUGCGAUCGCGCUCCUCUUGCUGGCUGGCGCCGACCCCAAUGUCCUGGACACCAACGGGUGGACACCCUUGUACAUGGGCGCGGCCAACCCCCGGCGUUAUGCAGCACUAAAGCUGCUCUUGGAAUUUAGCGCCAACGUGCACCUGCUCCAGAAUGGCGAGACGGUGCUCCACCGAGCGACAAAGGCCGGCCACGCGACGCUCGUCGAGCUCUUCUUGCAGUUUGGCAGCUGCCCCAACAUGCUCGACAAGGCGUGGGAGACACCUCUGCACAUCGCUGCACGCAAGCAAGAACACGGCGUGGUGUCCCUCUUACUGCAAUACGGCGCCAACGCCAACGUCUUCGACAGCUCGGGCACGCCACUGCUUUUGCAGGCCAUUGCCACUGGCAACGACGUCCUGGCCCGUCUCCUGCUCGACGGCGGAACCUCCGAGACGCCCAUGCACGCGGCGGUGGCGUCGUCCCAGCACCUCCUGGUGCGAAAGAUGCUGCAGCAGCACGGCGGCAAUGCCAACCUGCGCAACAACAAAGGGUCCAUCGGCUUCUCCAGCCUCGAGCUCGCGCUGCAGCGACAUGACAUUGCGAUGGUCCAUGUCCUGUUGGCGACCGACACCAUUUCCAUCGAGACGCGCCUUCGGUCGCUGCGUAUGGCCAUCGAACUGCACUCUGUCGUCCUCGCCCGGCUCGUGCUUGCCAACCACGCGCGCCUUUGCACCAAGGCUGGACACACGGCGCUGCACAUGGCCGCACUCUGCGGCGGCGACGUGGCCAUGACGACGAUGCUGCGGGAAAUGGGCACCCCCCUCAACGCCCCCGACAAGAUGGGGUGUACCCCGCUGGCGUACGUGGCCCAGCGACGUCAUGUGGCGCUUUUCAAGCACCUCGCGACGACCGGCGCCGUCAUUUUAUCGUGGACGAGCAUUGCCCACGACACGUAUUGCAACACGCUCUGGCCGUGGCUACUAGAGUGCUCCCGCCACAGCUUGACGGGUCUCUUGGAUGCUGUCGCUCCGCUGCUCGAGAACACGCCUUUGAUCCCCAUCCUCGCCGUGCUCUUGGACAAUGCCUUUAUCAGUGCGAGUCUCGCCGUGGUGGAGCUCUGUCUGCACGCGCCAUUGUCGCGUCGCCGCGAGAUUGUGGACGUACUGUACACGUGGGCUAUCGAGCAGCGCCAUGGAUACCUCGUCAAAUGCUUUGCCGAUCUGCGGACAUUCUAA